AUGGAGUUGAUGUAUUCUGCAAUUCUUUUAGGCGUAUUGUUUACACCGACAUUUGCAACAACUGCCUGUGAUGCCACUCUCCACGGUGUAUGCGUCAACCUUUACGCCCAAACAAUCUUCUGCCCCAUAGGAGAUUCCUUUACCAUUAGCUUCUGUGGAUUUAUGCAAGGGUGUUGCUAUCCAACGUACAUAACAUCUAGUACGCACGGCAGUUCAGGAACACAGAGUUCAUCAUCAGGCUCCCAAAUUACUUCCGGUACACCAAGCUCGUUAACCGGAGGUAGUUCACCAGAUAAAUGUGGAACCAGUGCCGUUUCUCACACCAAGAUAGUUGGAGGUACAGUGGCGACCCCUGGAGAAUAUCCGUGGCAAGUUUCACUUCGUUAUGCCGGUCAACACAUGUGUGGAGGUACACUCAUCAGCAACCAAUGGGUACUUACUGCCACUCACUGCUUCGAAGAUACCGGAACUUCACAUUGGACUGUUGCCACUGGAGUCCAUGAUCGUAGCCACAUCUACACCAGUCAAAUACACAGAGCCGUGAAUGUGAUCUCCCAUACCGGGUACUAUAAAGUAACCCAUCAUAACGACAUCACAUUAGUAAAGCUGGAGAAACCUAUUGACACUACCAGUACAAAUGUGAGGACAGCCUGUCUACCGAAAGCUGAUCAAGUCUUCGAUAACGCGAUUUGUACUGCAACAGGAUGGGGGACUACGUAUCUAGGUGGUCAGACAACUCGAUAUCUUGAAGAAAUUGAUCUACCCGUCAUUGCGCACGCGCAAUGUCGAUAUAUCAUGGGAAGUGCUGUGACCAGCUCUAACAUAUGUGCAGGCUAUUCCCGGGGACAUGGAGUGUGCAAGGGAGAUUCUGGUGGACCACUCGUUUGCAAGGAAAACGACCACUGGACCCUGGCCGGUAUCACCUCCUGGGGCUAUGGAUGCGCCGAGGCGCACACUCCUGGAGUGUACACCAGAGUUUCCUCGUUCCUGGAUUGGAUACAUUCCACCAUGAGUCUGCAUUAA
Ylistrum balloti is the source of this 1023-nucleotide messenger RNA. Its product is annotated as chymotrypsinogen B-like. Gene Ontology annotation, biological process: proteolysis. The transcript is spliced from 8 exons. The record is from RefSeq and is a predicted model, not a curated record. NCBI's taxonomy places the organism in Eukaryota, Metazoa, Mollusca, Bivalvia, Pectinida, Pectinidae. Bases 1 to 1023 code for a protein of 340 amino acids. Gene Ontology annotation, molecular function: serine-type endopeptidase activity.